UCAUGCUGUCGCCGCUCCUCGCGAGUCCCAGAUAUCGAAGAACGCGCUUGUUAACGUUCGUCAAGGUUUUCCUGAAUUCGUCAACGUAAACUCGUUAGUUUCUAUUCAGAUGGAUACUCUUUAAAUUUGUACGGGUUGGGUUUCCCUUUUUGAUUGUUCACACUCGAGAUAAUGUUGGCUUCUGGAUUAUCCGCCGAUAUGCGUAACAACAGAGGUGACACGCCAUUACAUCAUAGUUUUUCCGUUGACGAGAACAAUCCACUGGUGCAUUUGCUGAUGGAGGGACUUUUACCUAUUGCCAAAGAGAAUUUUACCAACUGCGACGGUCUGAAUUUGCUUCACAUUGCUUGCGCUAAGUCGACGCUUGCCGAUGUGCAAGAUCUUUUGAAUAGGUUCCUCUCUGAUAUCGAUUGUCAGGUAUCCUCGAAUCUGGAAUCGCCGUACGCCGGGUAUACUCCACUCCACUUUGCUGUGCAUCACGGCCGAUACGAGAUAGCGACUUUGCUUCUGAAACACGACGCUAACUUUUACACCCAGGAUCGCAAUGGCUCGUCGCCACUUCAUUUGGCUCUCAACCGAAAAGACAUCAAGAUGAUCGACCUGAUUCUUCUCAAUGAUCACCUGCACAACAAUUGUGUCGAUAACUCUGGCCUUACCCACUUCAUGGCAGCAUGCGUUGGCACGAAGUCAAGCGUCGUCAACGAGUUUCUUUGUACAGCCACGACAGUUCGAAGAAUAUCACCGUUGGUUCUUAUCAUGGAUCGCGUCAAAAAUACUCUGCAUCAAUUCGCUGGAUACUCCCCCCUGCAUUUCGCGGCUCUAUCUGGAAAUACACAAACGGCACUUUUACUCUUGCAGCACCAGGCUUCGUGUUUUGCGUUGACCAACGAUAAUUUCACUCCUUUUGACAUCGCGCGUAAUUUGGGAUUUGAAGAGAUGUGCCAGUUAUUGCAAAAAUUUGCUGAUAACCGGAAAGAUGAAAUUCUGGCUAAUUGGAUGAGUAAAAUGAUGAGCAACGUAAGAAGUUUUCGAGCAAUUAUCGAGAAAUGCGGCUUGCCUCAGGACGACAACUGGUACGAUUAUGAUUUGCUCGUGAUGGCGGUACGUUUGCACCGCAAACGCAUAGUCAACUAUCUUCUGGACUGCCGAUGCCGCGUGAACAAGCCUUUUGAUGACAGAGUCAGAACGAACACUCCUCUACACCUGGCCGCGAAAAAGCCAGGAUGGUGCAAAGUCGUUGUGAAGAUGCUGAGGUUAAAGGCUCGUGUGACCGACACAAACUCCGAGGGAAACACCCCGUUGCACUUGGCCUUCAUCAACCGCUUACCCAAGCGUGUCAUCAAUAUGUUACUUCGAUUCUUUACAAAAUAUUCCCGUCGGAAUAUAGUAAAUCGCGAUGGACUUGGCUUGGUGCAUAUUGCCUGCGUGGUGAGCGACCGCGAUUGCGUUGAGAAGUUUCUGAACUUCGGCUUCGACGUUGGUAGAGCAUACACCAUCUCUUGCGUAUCGACGCUCGCACAAGGUUAUAUGUCAAAUUAUGCCGGUUACUCGCUUUUGCACUUCGCCGUGGAGGCUGGUAAUUAUAGCGUUGCCGUAUUACUUUGUGAAUACUAUGCCGAUAUGUAUAGCCAAGAUUACAACGGCUCGACGCCUUUCCACCUAGCUUUGGAGAAGCGCGACAUCGAGAUGAUCGACAUUCUCUGUAGUUACGAUAUGAUUAAUGACAAUUGCAUUAAUGACUUUGCCGCGUCGCACUUCAUGGCAGCGUGCAUCGGUAGCAAUAGCAACGCUGUCGAAAAGUAUCUCGUACGUGCCGAGGAAAGUCCCCGGACAUCGAUUCGACGUCUGUUGUACGGGCGCGUAUCGGACAACCCGAACUACCCCGACGCGGGCUACAGUGCUCUGCAUUUCGCCAGCGAAUGCGGCCGCGUUGACACGGUUUUCAAGCUGUUCGUUAACGGUGCUCACUUCACUGUGACGACCGAUAACUUGACUCCCCUGGAUCUUGCUCGACAACACAAACAUUACGAUGUUUGUAAACUGUUGGAAAAGCAUCUUAGCACUUGCGAACGGUGCAAUAAUUUAACGCUUACCAUUGAUAUGCUGAGCGCUGUUGGUGUAGGAAUUAAAGGAAUUGAAAACGAAAGAAACAUUUUAAAAAACGAUACGGUAAACUUGUUGACAAAAAUUGAGCUGUUUGCCAAUUGCUUGGUAAAAAUGUCCGACAGAUUGUACGAAUUUUUAUUAGGAAAAGUGCGCGAAAAUGACACAAAGAGUUUUUUGGAGACUAUUAAAAAACACGACCUUUUUCAUGACGACAACUACUACGACUUUAAUUUGCUUGUGGAGGCAUGUAAAUUGGGCCGCAAAGAGAUAGUCAACGCUCUCUUAAACGCACACAGUCGUAUGAACGCCCUUGACAACAGAACGAAGAUGAAUACUCCUCUGCACUUGGCUGCAGAAAGACGUGGAUGGUCCGAUAUUGUGGAGAGACUUGUGAAAAAGGGCGCUGAUUUUAUGGCUGUCAACGAGGAUGGUAAUACUGCCUUGCAUGUGGCCUUUCUCAAUAAGGCUGAGGAUAAAACUAUGGAAGUACUGCUGAAUGAGUUCUUCUACGAAUAUACAGAGGAGGAGAGACGGAAAGAUGUAUUCAACAGGGAUGAAAUUGGCUAUUUGCACAUGGUCGCCUUGAGGGGCACCGUAAAGCAGGCCAGAGAAGUUUUGGACAGAAAUGUGUUGGACAUCAAUGCUCAGGUGUCGUCUCAGUCGCAAACGCCGUACGCUGGUUACGCGGCGUUGCACUUUGCCGUGGAGGCCCGCCAUGGCGAGAUGAUCAGUCUUCUAAUCGAAUGGGGAGGACGACUGAGUGUCUUUACUCCGAAGGACACGAGUCCGCUACACUUGGCUCUGGAAAUGAGCGAUUUCGACAUAGUUGACUUAUUGUGCGAUAGUCUCCGUGACUUCAAGAACUACCGAAAUAAUAAUGGCACGUCGCACUUCAUGGCCGCGUGCGCGUCUGGCGAUCCGAAAAUCGUCAUGAUGUUCCUUAAGAAUCCCGUAGAAUGGUUUAACGACACAAUGCCGACAUUAUUCGCUCGGGUAAAGAACGAACCUUGGCGCCCAAACGCUGGUUAUUCACCCUUACAUUUUGCUUGCCUACGUGGACGAAUUGAAACGGUCAAUAUUCUCCUUUCCUGUGGGGUUCACAUGUGUCGCUCGACCAGUACGUUAACACCGAUGGAUAUUGUUCGUCGACAAUUUAAGUUGACGACCCUUAGACAAGCUCAGCUGGUCUUUAGACCAGUGUACUAUAGCUUGCUCAAGCAUUGCCAGGUUUGCAAAGAGUGCUUCAAUUUGGUCUACCCAAACGAAGCGUGGAUGGCACAAGUCAAAAUGAAGGCCAGUCAUAACUUUGAUAUAGAAAUAUGAGCAAUGAGUUUUUCGUACAACUGUACUAAGAAUAAUACAUUUUUUUAGUAAUAGUCAGCUAUGUAAAUUACAAAUGUAUAACGUAUUAACGAUCAUCGAUUAUCAUAGAUCGUUAUGUAUUUAAUCAACGCGUUUGAUUGAUUUUAAUGUUGCAUUUCUAUAUUGAUUUAUUCUCGUGAAAAUUGUAUUCUUAACAUGUUUACAAUAAAUUUCUUUUUCG
Molecule: messenger RNA, 3649 nt
Organism: Phymastichus coffea
Lineage: Eukaryota; Metazoa; Arthropoda; Insecta; Hymenoptera; Eulophidae
Product: ankyrin-3-like
Exons: 10
Coding region: 172-3429 (1085 amino acids)
Molecular function (GO): protein binding
Source: RefSeq, a predicted model, not a curated record